CAUUUAGUAAAUUUAAAGAGGAUUGAAAUGAAUGAAAUAAUUUCAUUAGUGUACUUUUCAAUUUUGAUGCUAUUAUGUCAAAAAACUGUGGCAUAUGAUACUCAAUAUUCAUUUGAAAGGAAGAUUAAAGAAGAUAUUAAAAUUUUGAAAAAUAAUUUAACCAAUUUAUUAGAUGAUUUCACUUAUUUGAUGGAAUAUAGACACAAUUCAACAAGAAUAAAAUAUGGUAACAAGGAUACAAAAAAUUUUGAAUGUUUAAAGCAGAAGACUUUAAAUCAAUAUUUAAUGAAUGAUAAUCAAGAUUAUAGAAUCUAUUCUAGAAAUAAUCCAAAAAAUUAUCCAGAAAAUUUUUCAUGUAGAAUUGUUUUGAAUGUUGACAAAUCACAAAAUGGGUAUGUAGAAUUAAAAUUUGAAUAUUUCAACAUAGAAUAUUCUAGUGAUUGCAAUUAUGAUCAUUUAAUUAUUUCUGACGAUAAACAAUCAAUUGCGCUAUGCGGAGAUGGUUUGGUAAACAACUUGAAUAAAACUUUGAAUCCAAAUGAAGAUGAUAGUUUAUUUCUCCUGAAUGGAACGCAACCAUAUGUUGAUAAAACUUAUACAAUAAGACCAACUGGUUCAAUAAUUUUCCAGUUUAAAAGUGAUAAAAAACUCACAGCUCCAGGAUUUGUUAUAAACAUUCGGUUUAAAACUGAAAAACAGCCAAAACAUACAAGACAAACAAAGAAUAAUUACAUGCUGCCAUCUUAUUUUGCAGCUGGUGUCAAUCUGAGAACAUCUGAAGUUUUCAAUAUAAUAUCCAAAGGCCAAGAUUCAGAAUGGGAUAGUCCAAUGCUAUGCGAGUUACAUUCUGGUGAGACUAUCAAUCUGGAUUGUAGUGGUAGAUCAUAUGAAAUUUUAACAAGAAAUCCUUAUAGACCAGGUACACAGUGUGGUAUUAGUCUACAAACACCAAGGGGACAAGCUGGAAUAAUGAUUUUUGCAUUUAAAUAUAUACAAACUGAAGUAUCAGAUAACUGCCAAUACGAUUAUAUAAAAAUACAAAAUGAAGAAAUGAAAUUUACAAUUUGCGGAAAAGAAAAUAAAUUACAUUUAAGAGGAAAAGGGGAAAGUGAAUUUCAAACAAAUCAAAAUUAUUUCAUCAAUGUUGAAAAUUCAGCUAAACUAGAAUUUAGAAGUGAUGAAUCAAGUGAAUAUGCAGGAUUUCAUUUACAAUUAAGUUUUCAUUGUAAAAAUAAUACAAAACUUGUUCCCCUGAAUAUUUAGAUAAUAUGGAUUAGUAGAUUAUAUAUGCUGGUUAUUUGAAUCAAGAUACUCUUUAAGAUAGAACAAUAAAUAAUUCUAUAGAUAAUGAAGCACCCAAGAAGAACUAUUCCAUAGAUUAUGAAAGAGUAGGGCCAUCCACUAAUUUUUUCACUCUUAAUAUGCAAAAAAAAAAGCAAAUAAUUCUAAUAAAUGAAAAAAAAAUUUUAAUUAAAAUUCUUUUGAAUUCAAGUUGUUUUUAAAUACUGGAAAUAUAAAAUCUGGAAUGA
Dimorphilus gyrociliatus is the source of this 1529-nucleotide messenger RNA. Lineage: Eukaryota; Metazoa; Annelida; Polychaeta; Dinophilidae. The record is from the annotation of a GenBank genome assembly.